Messenger RNA from Dujonia railenensis, 3258 nucleotides. The record is from the annotation of a GenBank genome assembly. Lineage: Eukaryota; Fungi; Ascomycota; Pichiomycetes; Serinales; Debaryomycetaceae.
AUGGCGGAUAUUAAUUUACUAACAGACACAAACACAAGUACGUUUGGGCUUUCCAAGGACUUAAUUGCGCCUGUGGCAAUUAAGAUUGGAUAUCUUCAGUCGAACCUUGGGAGCUCCACAAACCAUCUCCAUCCAUCUUCUGAGAAAUAUUCUAACCCAGAAAUAUUUAAAAAGGUAAGUGGCAUAGUGUCGAAUUCAGAAUUAUUUGUAACAAUACAGCUUUUCGACGGGCCGAGCCAAAAUCCAAUUACGGUCCCCAUACAAACUCCGUACAAGACAUUCUCCAAUAACAAGAGAGUAUGGGACCAAUAUCUCCAAUUACCGAUAAACUAUAAUCAAAUCUCUUAUAAAUCGUAUAUUAGGAUAAAAAUUUGGGAAAUAGUCGAUACAAAGGCAGUUCCGUUUGGAAUUGGAUGUGUUUCAUUGUUCAAUAAAGAUAACUCGAGCCUUAGAAAUGGAUCUCAAAAGGUGAGAAUAUUUGACUACGAUGGCACCAGUAACGGCAUUCCCGUGGAAUACAGAUCUUCUUCUGAUCUUACGUUUAUGGAAAAGAAGCUUAUAAGUUACGAAAAUGGAGAUUUCGAGAAGAAUAGCUGGCUAGACAAAAUGGUACUACCAAAGGUGGAAGAAACCAGGAGCAAGGAUCGUAAGAAGAGUCAAAUUUAUGACGAAAAGGAGAUCUGUCCCUACUAUCUCUACAUUGAAUUUCCAAACUUUGAUAUGCCGGUUGUAUUUUCUGAUGUUACUUACAAGACUACGCCCUUCUUGUUGGGCCUUCAAGCUGAAUCGUUCAUCAACAAUCAGGAUAAACAGAUUUUGGCAAACGAUAUCAAUAAUCCCAAUGUUUUGAUAAAUGCUGUGGAGAUACCGUUAUCUUCUAAACAUUCAAUUGCCAAUGUUAAAGUGUAUGACCCAGAUUUCCAGUUUGCAUACCCGCAAGUACAACAACAGCAGCUGCAACAGCAGCCUCUGCAACAGCAACAGCAGCAACAGCAAACGUUGGAUCCAAUCGAAUUGAAAUAUCACAAACUUGAAAGACAUGUCAAUAACAAUCCACUUUUGGAUAAAGAAUUGAAGCCAUCUCCACAGGUGAGAGAUGAAUUGAUGAGAAUUUUACAAAAACCUUCAAACAUUGAGUUAACAGAUAUAGAAAAGAAUUUGAUAUGGAGAUUUCGUUACUACUUCUCCAAGAAUAAUCUAUCUGCGAACGACAAUGAGCAGCCGAAUGAAAAUAGAAUCGCUGUUGUGGUUGGCUCUACUAAAAAUACCAAAUUCUUUUUCACCAAGUUUUUGAAGUCAAUAAACUGGGACAACGAUUAUGAGUUAAACCUCGUUUUCAAUGAAAUAAUUCCCACUUAUUGGACAGUAGACAAGAUUCAAAUUGGUGAUGCGUUGGAAUUGUUAGGGAACUAUUUUAAUCCUUAUACACUUACUUCCGAUACUGGAAAUACCGGAGCAGCACCUUCUACUAAUUCUAACCCGUUGAGCAAAGAUUUAGGAGGAGAAGAAUCCAGAUUACAGAAAAUAUUUGGCUACGUGUCAUUCUUAAAGAAGUUUGCUGUGGAUCGUUUGAAGUUGGCACCGGCUGAUGAAUUGCUAUUAUAUUUACUUCAAUUGGUUCAAGCUUUAAAAUAUGAGUCGUUGGUGUUUGAUUCUAUGGAAGCAUCGUCAUUAUCGAAGCAUUCUUCUGUAACUGAAUUAAAGUCUCCGCUUGCAACUUUUUUAAUCAGCAAAUCUAUUGAGAAUGAAACUCUUGGAAAUUUCUUCUAUUGGUAUGUUAAGGUUGAAAAUGAAGAUCAGCUUAAUAAGACCGGCAUUCAGACAAAUAACAAUAAAUUGGCAAUUUAUUCCCAAGUAUUAAACAAGUAUAUAGAGGAGUUGAAAGCACGUUCGGAGGCUCGUAAAUUACCAAACUACAAGCAUUUGAAGAGACAAAUUUGGUUUAUCAAGAAAUUGACGAAUUUAGUCGAAUUAUUAAGAAACACCUUUAAAAAGAAUGAAGCUACCAGCAAGAAAGUGCAAUUUCUUAGAGACUACCUAGCAGAUUCGUCGAAUGAAUUGCUUAAAUUUCAGGACCCAUUCCCAUUGCCUCUCGAUCCAAGUGUCAUAAUAUGUGGAUGUUACCCAGAGGAGUCUUCAGUUUUUAAGAGUUCAUUGGCACCUCUUAAGAUUACUUUUAAAACUGUGGUCAAUUUCCAUGAAUCAGACUACAAGAAAAAGAACUUUAGGUACGGUAAAUAUCCAUUAAUGUUUAAAAUUGGUGAUGAUUUGAGGCAAGAUCAGUUAGUCAUUCAAAUUAUCAACUUAAUGGACCAAUUGCUUAAGAAUGAGAAUCUUGAUUUAAGAUUGACCCCUUAUAAGAUAUUGGCAACAAGCCCUAUAGCUGGAUUUAUCCAAUUUGUGCCCAAUGAGACUUUAGAUAGUGUUUUGGCAAACUAUGGUGCUCUCAAUCCACUAGAUAAUAGUAAUAACAAUAACCAUAGCAAUAAUGCAAAUAAUGAAACUAUUAAUAACCACAGCAAUAAUAAUGAGGUGGUUUCCACUGCCAAUCAAGCUACAGUUGCUAACGCGACAUCUGAAACCCAAGUUCCAUCGAAUGGUAUUUUAAAUUAUCUAAGACUUCACAAUGACCAAGUCGAUUUCACUGAUGAUUUUGUCUCAACAGUCUCAGAUGUGGAUGCAUCAGCCACUACAAACCCCCCUCAAAGACUUCAGAAGCAUGCAAUUAGCUCAGACCUUGGUGUAAGUACAUAUAUCAUGGAUAAUUAUGUUAAAUCUUGCGCUGGUUACUGUGUCAUUACAUAUUUAUUGGGUGUUGGUGAUCGUCAUCUUGAUAAUUUAUUGCUUUCGCCAAACGGGAAGUUUUGGCAUGCAGACUUCGGUUAUAUAUUGGGUAGAGAUCCCAAACCAUUCCCACCACUUAUGAAGCUACCAAUCCAAGUGAUUGUUGGCAUGGGGGGCUUAAACCAUGAGAAUUUCAAUAUUUUUAGAAAUUAUUGUUUUAUUACUUAUACUACUUUGAGGAAGAAUAGUAACUUGAUAUUGAAUUUAUUCUUGUUGAUGCUUGAUGCUAACAUUCCUGAUAUUCAAAUUGAUCCUCAAAGGGCGAUUGAAAAGGUACAAGAAAAGUUUUGCUUAGAAAUGAGUGAAGAAGAGGCAAUCUUACACUUUCAGAACUUGAUCAAUGAUAGUGUCAACGCAUUUUUGCCAGUAGUUAUAGAUAGAUUACAUAGUUUAGCACAGUAUUGGAGAGCUUAA